Ixodes scapularis (black-legged tick) is the source of this 1694-nucleotide messenger RNA. Its product is annotated as 4-coumarate:CoA ligase 1-like. NCBI's taxonomy places the organism in Eukaryota, Metazoa, Arthropoda, Arachnida, Ixodida, Ixodidae. The record is from RefSeq and is a predicted model, not a curated record. Bases 1 to 1647 code for a protein of 548 amino acids. The transcript is spliced from 9 exons. Gene Ontology annotation, molecular function: CoA-ligase activity.
AUGGCACAUGUUUCAAAUGCAGAUUCGCCCAUAACGGCUCGCAUCGAGGACGGCAUCGUGUAUUCACCGCUCCCGUCUUUCGAUAUACCCAAGUGUUCCUUCUACGCAAUGACAAGGGAGCUAGUAAAGAAUGCUCCUGAAAAGGUGAUGCUGGUUGACGAUUCACACGCUUUUACACGGGCCGAAUGCUUAACUCAAAUGCAGCGCUACGCUGCAGGGUUCCAAGCCCACGGCAUCCAACCAGGCGAUCACCUGUGUGUGUACUUAGAAAAUAGCAUCGAGAACUACUUCGCCACGUUCGGGUGUGUUUUCGCCGGAGCAGUGAUCGUCUUGGCGAAGACCUCUCUAACGGAAAGGGAACUCCAGUACCAAGUAAAGGAGGCCGACGUUGUGCACAUUUUGACAGAACAAAAGUUCGUCCAGAAAGUUAAGAAUGUGGAUGCCGUGACCCCAUUCAAGGGUCUCUUCGUGAUAGGAGAUGCCGCGGGAUUCGUCUCCACCUCUACCUUUUCCCAAUGGAAGGAAUCCGAGUUCCGAGAGAUUCCCGUACCGGACCCGGAGCGCACCCUGAUGGCCCUGGCAUACACGUCGGGCACCACGGGACUUCCCAAGCCCGUCGAAAUCACGCACUACAACUUCGUAGCUUCAUUUUAUACAACCGCGAAAUGCGGCACUAGAACCGACGGAGAUGUCACGCUGGCAUGGAACCAACUGGCUCACGUCUCAGGGCUAUGGAGUAUCCUCACAGCUUUGGCUGGAGCAGUCUGCGUAGUUGUCCCUCAUACCUUAGGGAUGGACCGGUACGCCGAUAUGAUCGACAAAUUCAAGGUAACUCUUCUUCAUGGCUUUCCAGGGCGUCUUGAGAAAUUGGUGCAUUACGUUCACUCCACGGGUAGAAGACUCAACACUGUGCAGGAUGUCGGCGUCGGGGGCGGCGCGCUCUCAAAGCAGCUCGCGGAACUAACCAUGAGCGUUUUUGAAAACCUUCGAAGUCUGAGGUUGUUCUACGGAAUGACAGAAUCAAACGGCUUUCUCUGUGCCCCGCCGAAGGAUGUCGUCUCUUACACUGACAUCGGGUAUCCUGUUCUCAUGAGCGAAAUCAAGGUCGUAAACGUGACCACUGGUAAAUCACUGGGACCGAAUGAGCCUGGCGAGCUCUGCUACCGAUCACCCGCGGCAUCUCGAGGCUAUUACAAGCGUCCUCUGGAGACUGCCCAGUUCAGAGACAGCGAGGGAUGGUGUCGGUCGGGCGAUUUGGCCUACCACGAUACAGAUGGCCGAGUUCACUUCGUGGAAAGAAUCAAAGAAAUGAUCAAGUGCCUGGAUCAGCAGGUAGUUCCGACAGAACUCGAAGAAUUGCUGCUCGCCAAACACGGCGGUAUCGCGGAGGUGGCUGUGCUGGGUGUGCCCCACCCGGUCUACGGAGAAGCACCGGCCGCCAUUGUCGUGCCCAAGGAGGAUAUCAAGAACGUUGCUGGAGCAAUGGAAAGAGAAAUCAAGGAUAUCGUUGCGGGAACCUGUGCUGAGUACAAGCAUCUCUACGGAGGCGUCUUCUUCGUGGAAGCUCUUCCGAAAACGGAGAGUGGAAAGAUACAGAGGAAAGCACUCUUCGAUACUUGGGCCAAGUGUACCCGGCUGCCUUUAUAACGAACAAAUGAACAACCCUCUGCAUCAUGCAGUUUUCUUCAGCCAGC